Messenger RNA from Xenia sp. Carnegie-2017, 352 nucleotides. RefSeq lists its product as uncharacterized. NCBI's taxonomy places the organism in Eukaryota, Metazoa, Cnidaria, Anthozoa, Malacalcyonacea, Xeniidae. The record is from RefSeq and is a predicted model, not a curated record. The coding region runs from base 38 to 352 and encodes 104 amino acids. The transcript has 2 exons.
GAUCGAGACAAACGCAUCAAUUUCUUCAUCGGAAUUCAUGACGGCAAAUUCGGACGAAUCUAAUUCGGAAAUUUUGCCAUUUGCCGAUAAUAUUGAACCGCUUGCUUCGCCCGAUGAAAUUGCUGAGUACGAAGCUGCAGUCGCAGAAGAACGGCAGGUUGAGGACAUGCUGCAAGAUCGUUUUGAUGCCCGUGUUGAUGUUACUUCAUGGUGUGAAUGUGGCCAUUGUUCGUUGGAUCUUGUUGUCAACCCUCAAGAGUGCCGAUGCUGCAUGGAAUUAGAGCAAUGCCGUGGCAAAAUGAAUCAGUUCGAAGUCGAUGAAAGAAAAUGCAUUUUGAUCACCUGGCUUUAA